Molecule: messenger RNA, 9213 nt
Organism: Vollenhovia emeryi
Lineage: Eukaryota; Metazoa; Arthropoda; Insecta; Hymenoptera; Formicidae
Product: rap guanine nucleotide exchange factor 2-like
Exons: 18
Coding region: 2232-6161 (1309 amino acids)
Biological process (GO): Ras protein signal transduction; positive regulation of GTPase activity
Cellular component (GO): apical plasma membrane; plasma membrane
Molecular function (GO): protein binding; guanyl-nucleotide exchange factor activity
Source: RefSeq, a predicted model, not a curated record
UCCCUCCUCGCCCGAAAGUGACACCCUCGCGAGUGACUUCCCGGCUCGCGAAACCGGAUGCGAUCUCGUUUCCCGUCUGCGAGUGACGUAAUCGCGCCCGAGGAGACGACGCGCGGUACGUCGUAUCGCGCGCCGUUGCGUGAAACGGAGCGUGCGUAAUUUCCAUCAGCAGCCGAUCAACACCUGGGACACCUAUGAGACCUUGGAAUUAAGGACGUCGGGAAGAUCGGCGGAAGAGGAGAAACAGAGAGGGGGGAGAGUAGGAAAAGAAAGGAUACACUUUCCGAGCGUAUCCGAGUGCAUCUCGUUCCUUUCGCCGCUUCGACGAGCGAUCAUACACGCAAAUUUCGCGGCGCGAUCGAGAUAAGCGCGGAAAUUUCAACGCUUUCUUACGUGGGAAGCAAGAGCAGCGGUGUAUUUAAAAAGUCCGUCGCUACAAGCACCUUCGAUCUAACUUAAUCGCCAAGAGACAAUCCAAACCUGUUGCCAUUGCGAGGGAGAAAGUCGCCGAGUACGUCCAAUUUCGCGGGGACUGCGUCAUCGAAUUACAUUCGAAGAGCAUUCCUCCUUUCGGAGUUCGCGCCGUCAAGCUUCAACCCUGCGCGGAAGUCCAGGGUUUUGGUUUCGCGGGAGGAAAGUUCAGACCCGCUAUCGUCGCCCACGAGAGAAAGAGAUUCAAGGGUCACGUGCGUCGACUUGGCCAAGAUAAAACUUGUCGUCGUCGCGAACGGGAGAGACGUCGCCGCCGAGUACGUUGAAUUUCGCGGGGACUGCGUCAUCGAAUUACACUCGAAGAGCAUUCCUCCUUUCGGAGUUAGGCGCCGUCACCCUUCAACCCUGCGCGGAAGUCCAGGGUUUUCGUUUCGCGGGAGGAAAGUUCAGACCCGUUAUUCGUCGCCCACGAGGGAAAGAGAUUCAAGGGUCACGUGCGUCGACUUGGCCAACGUAACUUGUCGUCGUCGCCAGGAGCAGAGCUAAAUCUUGAUCGGGGUCACGUCGAAGGUAGCAGCUGAGAGUCGCGGAUGUGAGAUCGGGCUGAAACUCGUCUCGCGCUUACGUGCCCUUCCACGUGGAUCGGCGAGGCGGUCGAUGCGCGGCGGGCUCGUCACGUUUGCGACGCGGCAAUCGAUAUACCAGCGAGCCUCUCUGGGAUUUUCACAGCCGAGUCACGUGUGUGAGGCUCUGGCAUCCGGUACGUGUAAACGGCGACCGCUUUCGCGAAGGCAGGCGCGUCCGGUGAGAAGCGCAGCGCGCGAUCGUCCGACGAGUAUCGGCGAGUCGCGCCUCGCGGGAUCGGUCUGGUGGUACUCGGCGCGCGUAGCUGGAGAGCGACCGCGUUUACGAGGACGCGGGAGCGAGCGCGGCUGUUCGCUCCGCGCGAUAAUCGUCGCCGUUCGCUUUCACCGCAGCCUCCGCUCGCACGGCGCUGCGAACUGGCGGCGGGUAUUCCGUAAUAAAUCUAAUAGCCAGCCUGGAGUAACGGUUUACGACGAAUAUUACCCGGCGCAAGCGGGACGCGAGAAGAGCCGGCGAGCAGCAGAGUCUUACGAAAUUGCGCGCGGUCUCCGAGGUCUCGCGAGAUAAUCGAGGGGGAUUAGCGCGAGGAGGCUCGCGAACCCGCGCGAAGUGGGUCGUGAUAGAAACUUUUCGAGAGUUCACGAGAGGUCCCGGCGAUUGGAUCGAAUCACGCGCCGUCUUCCACGAGGGUCGCCACGCAAAUUGACACGAGAAGCGCAGCGGCGGCAAAGGCGAGCGAGCGCUUCGGGUAAAGGGUUGGACAAGGCCCUGGACGAAGGAGCAGGCGGUCGCCCGAAUGCGCGCUGGGAUACCGAGGUCAUCGCUCGUCGUGUGUACGGACGCGAUCGCUCGAUCGGCUCGGCGAUAAGAGGCGCGAGAUUCCAACGGGGUCGACCGUCGAUGGCGAUGUCGCUGGCGUGAAGACACUACUCGCGACGACCGCGAGAGCUGCCGCACAACGUGUAUCGCGCUUCGUCGGCUGGUGCGUUGCCUCUCUCUCUCUCUCUCUCUCUCACCCCCUGCCUCUCUCGCUCUUUCUCUCUCAGAGAAGCCAAGCAGCGCAGUAAAAAGCCGGCAAGCUGGAUGCUACAGACGGUGCCUCGCCCCCUCCGCCCCCGCCCGACAUUACUGUCACGCAGGAUGACCGCUUCGGGAAGCGGACGGGCGGCAGCGCCAGGCGACCCAACGAAUGCUUCGUCCUCGAGCCCUCCGAGAUGAUUGUCAUCGACUACCCGGAAGUUCAUGGCGGGGGGAGGAUGCAUCGACCACCGCACCCCCAUCCCAUAACCGACCACCGUCAGGUCAACCUGGUCUUCGAUGACACGUUCUCACAGGGCCUCACGGGCAGGCCGGAGCUGUAUCAGAAAUCAAAUAGAAGCAGCCAUUCGAGUGACACAAGUUCGGCGUACAGUGGAUCCGACACCAUGACAUCUGUACAAAGCUCGUUGGACGCGGAUCCCGAUGAAGUGGAUCUGUCAGGUCUCGUGGAAUCCAUCGUCGACAGCGACGAGGAGGAGGAUCUGGCAGAGAGCAUGGAUAGCUUGACGGUGCGCGAUCCCGUACGAGAAUGUUUAGAGAAGGAUCCGGUGGAUAGAACGGAGGACGACAUAGAGACGCUUUUAGAGUUCACGCAACAAUUGAAAGCUUUCACAAACAUGACUUUGGCUGUCAGAAGAGCGCUGUGCGCUGUAAUGGUAUUCGCGGUGGUCGAUCGCGCCGGUAUGGUGGUCUUGAAUGACGGCGAGGAACUCGACAGUUGGAGCGUUCUGAUCAACGGCGCGGUUGAGAUCGAGCACACCAGUGGCGAGAUUGAACAACUUGGUCUCGGCGAUAGCUUUGGUAUCUUGCCUACUAUGGAGAGGCUGUUACAUCGCGGAGUUAUGAGAACAAAGUGCGACGAUUGCCAAUUUGUUUGCGUCACGCAAGCAGAUUACUUUCGGAUUCAGCAUCAGGGAGAAGAGAAUACGAGAAGACACGAAGAGAACGGAAGGGUGAUUCUAGUGACUGAAUUGCGAGGAGCUCUGGACGGCGCAGCCCGAAGAGGUCACGUGGUGAUCCGGGGAACGCCAGAGCGUUUGAUGUUACAGCUCAUCGAAGAAAACAGUAUUACGGAUCCUACUUAUGUGGAAGAUUUCUUAUUGACUCAUCGAACGUUUAUCGAUAGUCCGUUGUUAGUCGCGAGCCAAUUGCUGGAGUGGUUCGAUCAAGCGCAAGUGCGAGAUCGUGUCGCUCGCGUCGUGCUCUUAUGGGUGAACAAUCAUUUUACCGAUUUCGAGACUGAUCCAGCGAUGAUGGAAUUUUUAGAAGCAUUUGAGACUGGACUGGAAAGAGAGAAAAUGCUGGGACAACAGAGGUUGUUAAAUAUUGCGUGUGCGGCGAAAGCGAGAACGCGGAACGUAACGUUAGCCAGGCCAAACAGGGACGAAGUCCUAAAUUUUAGCAUUUUAGGAGGAUUUGAGAGAGGGUUUGGCAUAUUUAUCUCGAAAGUUGACAAGAGAUCUAAGGCUGAAGAUGUCGGUUUAAAGAGAGGCGACCAGAUUUUAGAAGUGAACGGCCAAAGUUUCGAGCAUGUAAAUCAUACGAAAGCUCUCGAUAUUCUGAGAGCUUCUACGCAUCUCAGUAUAACUGUAAAAUCUAAUUUGCUUGCCUUUAAAGAAAUGCUUCAAAUGCCAGACAAUUCCCCAAGACCCCGUGGUAGAGCAAAUAAGCCGGAAAUACCGAGGCUUCCGUCGGAUCCACGAGUUAGACUAUCGACGCACGUGGAUCCCAUGACUCCUGUGAAUCCUUUAAAUCCCAUGAUUGGCGGAGUGCCGUUAUUAAUUCCGGACAACAAUGUAUCGCCGUGCAAAGAUGCUAAAAAGGAGCACAAAGGAUUUAUGACUCUUGGACCUAAACGGCGAUUACAGAAAGCACUUAUGAAAAUGAACAUACUGCCAAAGAACACGAUCAACGACGGUGUACAUGUGGACGACCCUCUUGCGCCACCGCAUACACCACCGGGAACAGGGCUCACGCAAACUACUACUAAUCUAUACCAUUCGAAAAGUAAUCCAGAUCUUACGUCGCUUUAUUGUUACGACGACUUGAGGGCAAACGAUUAUCCUGAACAUGUGCUCAAAGUAUAUAAAGCUGAUCAAACCUGCAAAUAUCUCCUUAUUCACAAAGAGACGACAGCGCAUGAGGUGGUGAUGCUUGCACUUCAAGAAUUUGGCAUAACAGAAAGCAGUUCAAAUUUCUCACUGGCCGAAGUGAGCGUCGGCGAAGGUGGUAUGAUUAAGCAGCGUAGAUUGCCAGAUCAAUUGCAGAAUCUUGCGGAACGAAUCGGAUUGAGCUCUCGAUACUACUUGAAAACUAACGGAAUCUCCGAGACUUUAGUAGCCGACGAUCAAGCUCCGGAACUCAUUCGAGAGUCCCAAGUGCACUUUUUGCAACUGAAUGCUGUGGAAGUAGCAAUACAACUGACUCUACAAGACUUCAGUAUAUUCAGACAAAUCGAAUCCACCGAGUAUGUGGAUGACCUGUUUGAAUUGAAGAGUAGGUACGGUGUACCUAUGCUCAGUCAGUUUGCGGAACUAGUCAACAGAGAGAUGUUCUGGGUUGUAACAGAGGUUUGUUCCGAACAUAAUCUCGUCCGGCGCAGUAAGAUUAUAAAGCAAUUUAUUAAGAUAGCGCGCCAAUGCAAGGAGUGCAAAAAUUUCAAUUCCAUGUUCGCAAUUGUAUCCGGUUUAGGCCAUGGCUCAGUAUCGAGAUUAAGAGCUUCGUGGGAAAAACUGCCAACCAAAUAUCAAAGAUUAUUCAGCGAUCUACAAGAAUUGAUGGAUCCCAGCCGUAAUAUGAGUAAAUACCGGCAGUUGGUGGCGUCUGAACAAACGCAACCACCGAUAAUACCUUUCUAUCCGGUCGUGAAGAAGGACUUGACCUUUAUACAUCUUGGUAAUGAUUCGAGAGUAGAGAGUCUGGUGAAUUUCGAAAAACUCAGAAUGAUCGCGAAGGAAGUGAGAACGUUAACAAACAUGUGUUCCUCACCCUAUGAUUUACUCACUAUGCUGGAGAGGGGCGGACAACCACCAAGCUCCGCGAUGGUAGCUCUGAACCAAAUGACUACUGGCAAUCAAGGCGGCCAAACUGCGACGGUGAAACGACGAAAGAAAUCGACGGCCGCACCAAACCCGAAGAAAAUGUUUGAGGAAGCACAGAUGGUCCGAAGAGUGAAGGCCUAUCUCGCGAAUAUGAAAGUGAUCACCGACGAGGAACGGUUGCAUCAACUUUCCGUGGAUUGCGAGCCACAUGCGGGAGCCGUUGCAGUUGCAGCCGCGGUACCAUUGGGUGGUAGUCGGGGAAGGAGGCAUCCGUCGCCUACUCUGUCGACUACCAGUAGCGCCAGUAGCACCAGCGAAGGCAGAAAGAGUAUACAAGGUACAAAAUUUGGUGCCGCGUCGCCGCAAGCAGUUAGGAAGAUGUUGGCUCUGUCUGAUCCUCACAAGACACGACCGUAUCAACCUAAGCACUGUCCACCGCCGCUACCUGUACCGGGAUUGGCACUACAUUCGAGCGGUUUGGAGCCUAGUCCAGGCGCACCUAGAAGAGUAGGAUCCGGCAGCAGGGUACCGAUGCACGAACGAUCCCACAGCGAUACUCCUGCCAGCCUACCGCCGCCUGUCGAUCUCAGCGCGGAGAGCAGUAGUGUAACUAGUUUGAGCAAUCUCCAGCCGCUGAGGAAAACCUUGACAAGCGGUUCGGUGACGAGCAGUGACAGUGGUCAUAGCACUCAGCUGGACAGCCACAGCGGGAGCAGCGUGGAAGCGGGCGGCAGCCCACCGCCACCGCAAAGACGGCACUCCGCUCUGCAAGGUACUACGGGAUUAGGAGUAAACAUGGGCCUAGGGAUGCCAGCCCCGUUGCCACCGCCCGGAGCGGGGACGACGACGAUAAUGACGAUGGGUGCUAUGGCGGGCAACAUGACAUCGUCGAUGCGAUCAGGCAUGAGUAGCACACCGCAAUGCCGUCAACCACCGGCGUACAAAGUCGUGCAGCAGAUGGCGAGAUUGCACAGACUCGGUCGUGCUAACAGCCACGAAGGGGUCACCUAUCGGGGCACCGAUCACGAAGAUGAUGACGAAGACGCCCAAGUGUCGGCGGUUUAAGUGGUCCACGAGUUUCACCGAGUGUCGAUUACCAUUUAGUUAAUUUCGUCAUACAGUUUGUUUUACACGGUCAAAGGAGAAAUCGUUUCCGGAUAAUACCAUGCGCGUGCCGUUGGCAACGAAAAGAGAAUGCAGGGAAGAUGGACGACACUCGCACACUUUCUUCCUAUUACGAUAAACGUCAUUUUGCAUUCGUAACGGUAGCAUCCUAAUUCGAUGGCUUUUGGCCGUCAACAUGUCGUGACACUCUCUUGAGGCGUGGGCCAAUUUCUCGGUUUGGCGGAACCUACUUAGACUUUGCUGCAAGAAAAGGCGUUUAUUCUUAUUUAAGCGGAACGCUCGUCUUCCAAGGGUCCCCGCGACGAACCUGAAGGAAUCAGCGAGAAUCUCAAGCGUUAAGAUAUUUGUACAACGUAUCGUGGAAAGCGACAAGUAACUGGUGAAUGUCGGUAAGCGGGAGAAGACGGUAGGGGAGAGUAUUUUUCUUUUAUUAGGCUAAAGGAACACUUCUCGAGUAAGCUUAUGGGCUUUCACGGGAUUGCGAGAAGCGAGUUAAAUAUGAGAAGGAGAGAAAACGAUCGUAAUAUUCUAUAUAAAUGUGUAAUAAAACCAAGUCCAAAGAUGUUAUAUAUAUAUACAUACUAUAUAUAUAUACAUAUAUAUAUAUACUGCGUGUCGCCAGAGAAAGUACGAAUAUGACGGCGUGUCCUGUAAUAUAUACUUGAUAGGUAAUUUAGUGUCUCAUAAUAGUGUAAGUUGGUGUAAAUAGCAUAGUGUUAUAGUAUUUAGGAACGAAGAGCAAAGGGACUACGAGAAAUGAGACAAAGAUUCAUUGUUUAAAAUAAUGCGGCUAGCUCUUGUGUUUUUAACGCAAUAGCUUCGCCAGCGUUGCAUAUUUAAAAGUUAAAAGAAUUAAAUUCGUUUCUUUAUUGGUAAAAAAAAAUGGAAAUGUCUCAUAAUCGUUUUAGGUUUCGUUUACGCGUUACUCGAAACGAUUUAUUCCAUUUUAAGCGCCUUCCUUUUAAAAGAUUUCUAUUGCCAAUCUGGCUCUGGUACAGACGAUUCAAAUUUUACAAGGAAAAAGUUGGUGUACUUUUACGCUUUUGCUGAAUUUUAAUGACGUAAUCAAGUACAAAAAAAAACGAAUUUUUCGAAGACUACGAUCGAGAUAAUUUUUUUUGCACCAGCGCAAUCUUUUUAAGCAUGGUCGUUCACACGUUACGAAACUAUACUUUGAUUCAUUAAUUUUUACGAAAUGCAUAACGAAUUUUAAUUUGCAAAUAAAUUAUUGUUCUGAUUAUUAUUUUUCUAAUCUCAAAUCUUUAGUUUGAUACUUUAUCGUCGAUGUUAUCAUCGGGUUUAUAUUCGUUAUUUUAUGAAUAUCGAGGUACUUGUUCAGUUUUACGAGUGUAAUCCGCAACGUACGAAAGAAAUUUCUUGAGAUCGUAUCUCUCGUAGAAUUCGAGGACAAAGACAAAAAGAAGAAAUAAAAUAAAAAUUUUCGCUACUUUACAUGUCGGUACGAGAGAAGCAGUUGGCUUUAUUAUAGUAGAUUUAUCCAUGUAUAUUAUAUAAACACACAGAGAUACAAAUGUGUGUGCGAACACACACAUACACAUAUACAUGUACACAUAUGCUCUUGUCUUACUUGAGACUCGAGUCCUUUUACAAGUAUUAUAAAGAAAUUGUAAUUCACGUGCACGAUAUGUAUCGACGCGUUAGCAAAGAGGGCCUAAUUACCUGGGCACCGUUUUUGCGAUUGCCAAGUAUGCGGAAAUCGAAAAAACGCACGAAAGAGUAUAAGAGAGAAUGCGAAAGAGUGUGAAUGUGUAUGUGAGAAAGGAAAAUAAAAAGAGUGAGUAUCAAGAGUCAACACAGUGCUUUUUGGAUACUCGGAUCUCUACCAUUAAUUACAUUCCAAACUUUGCCUUGCCGUGUUUAUACUUGUCAACAGUUGCUUUCCUCUUCCGAUUAUCCUCCUCAAAAAAGGGGGAGGGAGAGGAGAGAGAGAGAGGGGGGAAGCACAAAGUCCUCGUUUAACAAACUGCUGUCAAAUAUUAUUGUUGCUAAUGUUGACUUAUUUUCUUCCUAGUUAUUUUCUUCCUUUCAUUAAAAGACCAAUCUUAAAAUCCACAAAGACUGUGUUACUCUUCGAUGUAGUGUCCGGUGAUCUCGAAGGAUCGGGAAGGAGUAGAUCUUUCCAUCUCGGUCUUUUGGGACAGGAAUAUAUUUACACACACCUUCAUAUUCAUAUAUUAUAUCUCUUUGUACAUAUCCUAACAACUUUUAAAUAUUAAUAUUCAACGUUCUCGAAAAAUUUUUAAACGUAUAUACCGGUAAUUAACAUUCUUCGUAAUGCAGCGUCAAAAACUAAAUUCUUUUCUUUUCUUCAGGUCUGACGCGACAAAUCCAUUUUUAUCUUUGUUCUUUCUCUCGUCAUAUCUUGCAUUUUAGGCGCACUAGGCUCUAUGUCAUUCCACGUGCAUUUAUAAUUCUCGAGAAGAAUCGGUGAAUUUUUAUCAAGAAUUCUGAACGUUGAGAAUAGUUUCGCUUAUUAUAAUUGAUAUACAUGUUUUGAACAAUUUUUUUAUGCGAGAAAUUUUUAUACACAGUCGUAUGAGAUACUAUUUAUAGAAUUCCACGUUGUGAGUUGGUACGCAGAAUUCUCGGUGGAAAUUCCAAAUUUCAUAUUGUUCCAGUAAAAUCGUGUAAUCUUUUGGUAGCGACUUAAAUUUAGCCUCGAAGUAAAGGAGCCUUGGACGUCUUACAGUUAACUCUUGCUCUUUUCUUUUAACGAAACUCGAUAGGAAACUAUACAAUGCGAACACGCGAGAAUGUUUACUGUUCGGGAAAUGGAAGUUGAGACGGGCCGCAUUUUCUUCCGCUCACCGUCUCUUUCUUUAUUUUAUUUAUACCAUGCCUCGUUCUGUUGUUUUAAUUAUUUAUAACCCCGAGAUAUAUUCGUCUAUUAACGCGGACAGGAAGCAACAGAAAAAAUCUUUUGUAUUUAAUUUGUUUAAUAAAACUUGAAUCAUAGUACAAUGUCUCCUAA